CCUUUCUGAAAGGAAACCGGGUCAAAAAUCAUUCAGGUCACCAGCCUUCAAGGAGGAAAACAUCCGAUUGGCUCUGCUGUCUGAGCACAGUAAACUCACCUCCUUAGGUCGAUUUCCAGUACAGCUACUUCUCUGCCGCCUUAUACUAGUUAGUUAGUAAGCCUCGGUGGCCAUGUCUUCUAUAAUGGGAAGAAUAUUGGCCUCAAAGCACUGUGUGCACAUAAUAUAAUCUCUGUAACUGUUAGUUCUUGUUGCUCCCGGGCACAGCCUCACAGGAGCAAGUAAAAAAGAAAUGUCAGAGAGAACCGAAUGCUGGGAUUUCAGGGACUCAAUCAAACGCACUUGACUGUUAGAGAUUCUGAAAGAGCCUACCAGAGAGAUUAGGGAGCUGGGGAUGCAGCUAGAUUGUUAGAGUGCUUGGUUAGAAUUCCAAAGGCCCUGGAUUUGAUCCCUGGCAUUGCCCAAACCAGGCUUGCAGGGCAGGCCUGGUAAAGGCUGGAGGGUCCAAAGUUCAGAGUCACCCUUGGUUACAAAAGAGAGGCCAGCCUGGCAUGAGAUCCUGUCUCAAAAAGAAGAAGGAAGGGGAUGGGGGUAGGGAGACAGACAGACAGACACACAGAGAGAGACAGAGACAGAGACAGAGAGACAGAGACAGAGAGAUUAGUCCUCAUGUCCUCAUGUCCCAACAUUCUGUUGGAGUUGACACCUUGCUUGUUGAGAAGGGGAAAAGAAUAAUCAAAUAAAACAUAACUGAGAUGUAAAAAUUAAUUGAGCCACCAUUCACAUUCAACCUAGUGUGAAUGAUUCUGCACCAUUGGGGGAAAAAAUUAAAAUUUGAGACAACAACAAAAAAAGAAAGAAAGGAAGAAAGGAAGAAAGGAAGGGAGGAAGAAAGGAAGGAAGAAAGAGAGAAAAGAAAAGAAAAGAAAGAACAGAAGGCACUGGGAAAUCAUGAAUUUGAUAACGGUGUGGAAGGACUGAUUGAUCCCCUCCUCAGAAAUGUCAAAUUUCCAAUUCUGAGUGCAAAUAUUAAGGCCCGGGGGCCACUAGCACCUCAGAUAUCCGGACUUUAUUUGCCAUAUAAAGUUCUCUCUGUCGGUGGUGAGGUUGUGGGGAUUGUUGGAUAUACUUCAAAGGAAACCCCCUUCCUCUCAAAUCCAGGGACAAAUUUAGUCUUCGAAGAUGAAGUCACUGCGUUGCAGCCUGAAGUGGAUAAACUAAAAACUCUAAACGUGAACAAGAUCAUUGCCCUGGGACACUCUGGUUUCGAGAUGGAUAAACUCAUUGCCCAGAAGGUGAGAGGCGUGGACGUCGUGGUGGGAGGACACACCAACACCUUUCUCUACACAGGAAAUCCACCUUCCAAAGAAGUGCCUGCUGGGAAGUACCCAUUCAUAGUCACCUCUGACGAUGGGCGAAAGGUUCCCGUGGUCCAGGCCUAUGCCUUUGGCAAAUACCUGGGCUAUCUGAAGGUUGAGUUUGAUGAUAAAGGAAAUGUUGUCACUUCCUAUGGAAAUCCCAUUCUUCUGAACAGCACCAUUCGUGAAGAUGCAGCCAUCAAAGCAGACAUUAACCAGUGGAGGAUAAAAUUAGAUAAUUAUUCUACACAGGAACUCGGGAGAACCAUCGUCUACCUGAAUGGCUCCGCUCAGGAGUGCCGCUUCAGAGAGUGCAACAUGGGAAACCUGAUCUGUGAUGCCAUGAUUAACAACAACCUCAGACACCCAGAUGAAAUGUUUUGGAACCACGUGUCCAUGUGCAUUGUAAAUGGAGGUGGCAUCCGGUCCCCCAUUGAUGAGAGGAACAAUGGUACCAUCACCUGGGAGAACCUGGCUGCUGUGCUGCCCUUUGGAGGGACAUUUGACCUUGUCCAAUUGAAAGGGUCCACCCUGAAGAAGGCUUUUGAGCACAGUGUGCAUCGAUAUGGCCAGUCCACAGGGGAGUUCCUGCAAGUGGGUGGAAUCCAUGUGGUGUAUGAUAUUUCCCGAAAGCCCUGGGACAGAGUGGUCCAAUUAAAAGUUCUCUGCACCAAGUGUCGAGUGCCCAUCUAUGAGCCUCUCGAAAUGGAUAAAGUGUAUAAAGUGGUCCUCCCAAGCUAUCUGGUCAACGGUGGGGAUGGAUUCCAAAUGAUAAAAGAUGAAUUAUUAAAACAUGACUCUGGUGACCAAGAUAUCAGUGUGGUUUCUGAAUACAUCUCAAAAAUGAAAGUAAUUUACCCAGCAGUUGAAGGACGGAUCAAGUUCUCUGCAGCAAGUCAUUACCAAGGAAGCUUUCCUUUAAUAAUUCUUUCCUUUUGGGCAGUGAUCCUUGUUUUGUACCAAUAACAGGAAGUCUUGUCCUUGGUGUCAAACUGCAUUUUUCUUCCAGUGAUAUUCAAAUCUGCCUCUGGAAAGCUGGCUUUGUGAUGGUGCUCAUCAUCCUCAAGGCUCCAGGCAGAUGCUCUUCACAAGGAAGAGACUGUAAUAUCAUUUGUUGGGACCAGCAACUCAAUGAGCAGAGAGUCAAAGUGAACCAACAGGGUCCUUCUGGAAGGUAGUGGGUAGGGGAAACAUCUGGGUGUAGUUUGCACAUCCACAUAACACAUCUGGCUACCACUGAGCCUCAAAAAUAAUUUUUCCCUUUCUAUUCAUUUCUAAUCCAUCAAACAACUGAUGUUUACAUAGAACUUUAUCAUUGCCAGUUCUGGUGGCACAUGCCCGUGGUCACAGAACUUGGGAGGGAGGAGAGGAUGGCUGCAAGUUCUAGGCCAGCCUGACCUAUGUAGAGUUUCAAGCCAGUUAGCUAGACAUCAAGACUCACACAAACAAACAAAACCAUUAUAAUUUACAAGUAGAUUUCUGUAGACAAGUAUUGUGAUGUUAAUCAGAAAGGGUUGACUUGUUCAAGGCCAUAAAUCUCUAAACAAUACAUCUAGGACCUGAACCCAAGUCUUUUUACCUCAAGUCCAAUACUCUCUCCUACAGUCAAGUCUCCUCUCUUCCUGCCAAUGGCCCCAGAUGACAAAUCUCUGUUUCAGCCCUCCAUACUAUCCUUUCUUUUGGGCUCCUAUUGUCUCUCAAGUUUGAGAGAGUAACUACUGGACAGGACAUGUGCCUUUGAUGAGUCACAGACAAACUGUAUAAAGCAGAUAAUGGGUUAGUCCAGGGAAUGCAAAAGGCAGUCAGGGACAGUGGAGAAAGGGAAAGGAGAAUGUGACCAGGACUGAUACAUUAUAGAAGAGAGAAUGGGUAUUUAGAUGUGUUACACAAACACUAGUUAAGAAGCAGGGCAUAGGGGCUGGGGAUUUAGCUCAGUGGUAGAGCGCUUACCUAGGAAGCGCAAGGCCCUGGGUUCGGUCCCCAGCUCCGAAAAAAAGAACCAAAAAAAAAAAAAAAAAAAAAAAAAAAGAAGCAGGGCAUGACUCCAAAGCAGAACACUGGUUCUUGUUAACUCCUGUGUGAUUCCAAAAGUCCUGCCUCUCUCCUUCCUUCUUCCUCACAUGGGAGGUGCACCAGAGGUCUCCCUAAAAUAAACUGUAAUUCUAAACCUGAUCUGUCCUGUCCAAGAUGCCAAUAUAGCUCUUGUUCUAGUCACACCAUGUACAUUACGGGAAAAUCCAGUGUUCUGGAAGGCAAGAGUGAUUUUAAGAAGUGGUAUACAUAAAUGUUUGAAGUCACUGAGACUCAAAGCCCAAGCAACCACUGUAAGACAUACUCCAGUCAAGAUAUGAGAGGACCAGCAGGACAGGGAGCCCUAUGGGAUGCCCAAGAGAUACCCAGACUGAUGAAAUUAUCUAUGCCCACAGAACGGCAGACAAGACAGUCCUGUGUCCAAGUGAGCACGGUUAGCACUGUAACAGAAAUUAAGAAACCUUAACUACCAACCAGCAGCUAGAUGUUUAGACAGGGAACAUGUUUGUUUCCUAGUGUUUACAAAUAUUAAAUACUCUUGACAUCUUAAAAUUUCCAAUCCUUUUAUGAAGUUUGUUGCAGUGAAACAAUGCCUUCAGUUCUUUGAAUGUAUGGAUCAGUUAUAAACACAAAUGUCAAUAGGACUGUAAAAGAUAAAGGUGCAUAUGAGGUAUAUUUUUUAUGCUUGGUCAGUAAAUGAGGAGAAAUCUUAUUAUAGCGUAAUUUUUAAAGAACAUUUUAUAAUUUUUCUAAGUAUGUGUAUAUGUAUAUUUUAUGCAGCAGUACUGAGAAAUGACUUUGGACUACUUUGUAAUUGUAAAUUCCGGACAAUAAAGCUGAAGACAUA
Molecule: messenger RNA, 4236 nt
Organism: Rattus norvegicus (Norway rat)
Lineage: Eukaryota; Metazoa; Chordata; Mammalia; Rodentia; Muridae
Source: RefSeq, a predicted model, not a curated record